Penicillium odoratum is the source of this 1011-nucleotide messenger RNA. RefSeq lists its product as uncharacterized. The transcript is spliced from 4 exons. Lineage: Eukaryota; Fungi; Ascomycota; Eurotiomycetes; Eurotiales; Aspergillaceae. The coding region runs from base 1 to 1011 and encodes 336 amino acids. The record is from RefSeq and is a predicted model, not a curated record.
AUGAAGCCCGAGUUCCGAGAAACAUGGACACCAGCUGUCAAUGUUCUGACCUGGUUCAUGCUAGUGACCUCCGCUCUGAGCGUCUUAACGCGACUGGGAACUAAAUAUUGGAUUUUCCGGAAGUUUACGAUUGACGAUUUUCUCAGCAUUGGAGCGAUGUUUACCUGCAUUGGGGAAUCAAUUGCUAUGUCAAUGGCCACUGCAGGUGGAUUCGGACAACAUUUGAACACUCUUUCAGAAGUCAAGAAGAAUUACAUGAUGAAGGCACUCUAUGCCUCGAAUAUCCUCUUUAUCAUCAGCAUGUGCUGCUCCAAGCUCGCCAUCAUGUUUUUCAUUCGGAAUUUGACGCCUGCUGCUUUGGACCGCCGAUUUGCCCUCGGGUUGGGAAUAUUCAUUGUUGUUUGGACAGUUGUAGGAGUGUUCACGGCGGCUUUUCAAUGUCAUGUGCCAAUUCCCUGGGACUACUUACAGAGCCAAUGUUUCAAUCGGGGAGCGUGGUGGAACUUCCUCGGUGUCACAAACAUAUUGUCAGAGGCUGGAAUCAUUGCACAGGCAUUAUUAGUUGUGGUCCGGGUGCAAGCCGACAUCCAUAAAAAGGCGGUUCUAGGAAGUGUCUUCUGCCUUCGAAUAUUUGUGGCUAUAGCAAUUAUUUGCCAGCUUGUCUACGCCAGCCAGACAAAGUCCUCUGCCGAUAGCUCGUGGGAUACUUGGACUGUGGCCGUUUCCACCCAGAUGACUCAGGCCCUCAGUAUUAUUACUGCAUGUUCACCUCAAUUCAAACCUGUACUCGACAGUCUCCAAUCAUCGGGCAUGGGCAUCGGAGGAUCAGGCUACGGGAGCAAAAAUCGGACAUAUGGCUAUGGAACGAGUCACAAGCUAUCUCGUGGUCGAACAGAUAGGAGCGAGACACAUGAGCUAGUCACAAUGUCCGAGGUUGUGAUAACAACAGAUGUCUACGUACAGAGAGAGUCGACUGAGGCAAUAAAUAACUGGGAAACCCGCAGUGACUGA